Suillus clintonianus is the source of this 1620-nucleotide messenger RNA. Its product is annotated as MFS general substrate transporter. Bases 1 to 1620 code for a protein of 539 amino acids. Gene Ontology annotation, biological process: transmembrane transport. The record is from RefSeq and is a predicted model, not a curated record. NCBI's taxonomy places the organism in Eukaryota, Fungi, Basidiomycota, Agaricomycetes, Boletales, Suillaceae. The transcript is spliced from 10 exons. Gene Ontology annotation, molecular function: transmembrane transporter activity.
AUGGCAGUAAGCCAGAGUACGAACUUGUCGCCUAUAGAGGUCCGGAAUGUCGAAUUUCAUACUGAUACACAGACGCACUCCCCCAGUUCUACAUUGUCAAAUGGGCCCGUUAAGCUUGACAUAGAGCAUACAUUGGUUGAGGAUGAUCCUCGCUUAUGGUCAAACACGAAGAAGACCGCUGUAUUGCUCAUCAUAUCCGGAGCGUCGAUGUUUGCGGGUUUGGCGACGAAUAUACAAAACCCCGCCAAUGCUCAAAUCGAGCAGCAGCUACAUACCACCAGCGGAGACAUCAGCCUGAGUUUGUCUCUCUUCAUUCUCGUUCAAGGCAAUUGUCCCAUCAUCUGGAGUGCGAUUAGCGAGAUAAAGGGCCGCAAGCUCGUGUACCUUCUCUCCAUCGCACUUUUUAUCCUUGGAUCUGCAAUUGUGGCCGUGUCAAGAACCAUUGGUUUGGUGAUCGGGAUGCGAAUCGUGCAAGGCGCAGGGUCAAGCGCAGUUUGGGCUAUCGGAGCUGCCACUCUAGCCGAUAUAUACGAGCCACAUCAACGCGGUACAAUGAUGGGCGUCUACUAUUCUGCACCUCUCCUUGGCCCCUCCUUGGGACCAAUCCUUGGUGGUGCACUCACGCAGGGCCUCAGCUGGCGGGCGGUUUUCUGGUUCUUGGUCAUCUGGGGAGGCAUAAUAUUUUUAGCAUUCCUAUUCUUGUUCAAGGACACCUUCAGGAAAGAGAGGAGUGUGACUUAUCAGAACGUGUUGAAGAGAAGACUCCGAGAGCAGCUGUUGUCGGAAGGAACGGAUAAGCUGCGAAAGAUAAAGAUUUCACAGGAGUCGGAAGUAGAUGGAGAAAACAAGACGGCUUCGAAAGACGUUGAAGCUGGGCAGAUGGUCAUACCGGCAUCAGCCAUCGAAGAAGUAAAGCUGACCAUUACUGAUGUCAACCCUUUCCCUCCGUACCUAUCAAUUGUGAGCCGCAUGAACAACCUUGUUAUCUUGACAGCGUCAGGUUUAACAUUUGCGUUUAGCUUUAGCAUCACAUAUACAUGCGCAAGAACAUUGUCGAUGUAUUAUAAUUACGAUGCAUUGAAGACUGGCCUUGUUUUGCUCGCCUAUGGUAUCGGCUGCAUGUUUGGCAGUAUAUUGGGUGGUCGUUGGUCCGACCGGACACUUGCUCGACUAAAGGCCGCGAACGGCGGGGUCAGCUUCCCAGAGAUGCGCCUUGAGAGCACGAAAAUCGCCAUGCUGUGGUUACCUCUGUCUGUGAUCGGAUACGCCUGGGUAUGCCAAGAACGAGUCCACAUCGCUGCUGUGUGCGUGAUGCUGUUCCUCGCUGGAUUUUUAUCCGUAUGGAUCUACUCGAGCACGCUGGCAUACCUUGUCGACGCCAACAUUGGUCGUUCAUCGAUGGCAGUAGCGAGUAAUAGUUCUUUCCGUGGUAUUUCUGCUUUUGUCGCUGCUGAGAUUGCUGUUCCUUUACAAGAUAGUAUUGGCGACGGUGGUUUGUAUACUCUCUGGGCGUGUGUGGUGGUCGUCAUCGAGUGCAUGAUUUUGCUGGUGUUGUACAAAGGCAGGAAGUGGAGAGAAGCUAGUGUGGAACGGGAGAAGCAGAAGCUGGAUGCCAAUUAA